CUCACCGAACAAUAGCAGACAGGGUAAACUUUUAUUUCGUUUAUCAUGAGCUCAAUAACGAGGAGUAAAUCUCAUGUUUCGGUACUGACGUCAGCGAUAAAUCCACUUGCAAACCCAAGAGGAGCGAAAAAGCUUUGUGAGCUUUGUCAAAACCUUGCGUACCUGCAAUGCACCAAAUGUCGAGUAACUUUCUACUGUGACACGGAACACCAGCAGGCUGACUGGGUAGGAAUCCAUGAGAAGAUCUGCCAGCUGCUCAUCCCCAUCCGCACCGCAAUGCCCUUCCACAGCCUGCAGGCGGACAGAGACAACCACCGCGCCCAGAUACUGCACAGACAAGAGGAGCUGAUUGAGAUCUCCAGGGCUGUGGCUCAGAAGAAGCUGUUCGAGGGGAAGUAUCAGGAGUCACUGCCUGCCGCCCAGCUCUCCCUGCGCUGUGCUAUGGAUGUCUACGGCCCCAGUGCUGUCCAGCUGGUCCCUGCAUACCUCCUGCUGGCGGAGGCAAACGUGGGUCUGGGCAGUCUGUCCCAGGCAGAGGGGUACCUGUCUCAGGCCGAGUGGACGGUGAUGAAGACACCCGAGUGUAGCCAGACCGUCCGCCACCAGCUGCACCGCAACCUGGGCCGCCUCUACACCGCCACAGAAAACCUGGAGGGAGCGCUAUUGCACUUUGCCAACGACGUGUACUAUGCCAGUGAGGAGUAUGGCUUGGAUAACAUUGUCACUUGUGGUGGCUACUUUCUGAUGGCCAAUGUCUUUAUCAAGCAAGAAAAGAUGGAUAUUGCCAGUUCCUUAUACACUGAGGUAGCAAGUACAUGGCACUCUCACCUCACCAAACUUUUGGAGACACAUACUCCAGGAUCCAUGACGCUGGAGCACUCUUUUGAUGAAGCUCAGCAGGCGGAAGCGGACCAGAUGCUAAGGGCCAUGCUGAAGGUUCAGGAGAAUAGCCCCAAGCAGGCUACGGUCCAGAACACCCUAGUGGCCCACUCUCUGGCCAUGCUGUGGUUUCUGGGAGGAUCCCCAGACAAGGCACUGGAGUUUGGCAGGAAGGCCCUGCAGUCCAGCCAGCUGGUUCCAGACCAUAGCCUAACAGAGCCCAUCCAGGGCCUGCUGCAGCUGGCAGCAGAGAGAGGCCCACACCUUACCAUCGCAAGCUGAUUGCCCGCCGGUCUUCUUGACUCCCUGUCCAUCCACCAGCCGGCUACCUCCUCAGCACAACACAAAAGAAGCACGCUCUAUACAUGAAAAAAUGGGCCAUAGUAGAAUCAUUACAGAAUAAAAGAUGCUGUGACUUUCGAUGGUGACUUCUGAUAGGCUGUGACUGAACAGUAAGGAUGUGUCAUACCGGUAUGUGUGUUUUUGAGUUGAGAAUAGAAAAGACCCAUGAUGCAGACAUGUUGGGAGAGGUACAUUUCAGAUGUGAUGUUCAGGCUCAUAUAUGUCCACACUUGAGACAUAUUCUAUUCCCAUUUGUGGGUAUUAAGUAUGCAAUUACACUGUUGCCAUGUAGUUUCAUAAAUACCAGGUGACUAGCGGUCUGUCAAAAUUAGCGUCACCCCGUUUUCAUUAAUAAGAUAAUGUUGACAUCUCAUUGUACGUGAGUGAAACUUUAUUUGAAUAGUGACAGAACACAUGUCUUUUUUGAAUAAUGACUCAAUUUUAUUUGAAUAAAAAAAAAGAGGUGUCUUUACAUAAUUUUUGCAUGAGUAAAUAUAUCAGCUAGAACCAAAUUUAGGAUCCAUUUUUGCCAUGCUGUCAGAAUGGUUCACAUAAUAAUGAUAAGAGUAAUGAUUGACCCUAUUUCUUCACACAAAAUUCUUGCAUGACUCGAGCCUACAGAUGCAUGGCAUUAGCGGUCCAAAACGUCAUCAUUUAUAUAAGUUUUUAGUAUUUCAUCAUACACAGAUGGUUUGAAGGAGACAUUUCUUGUGUUAUGGAGUAUAUUGAAUUUGUAUUUGAACCCACAAAGUUUAAUCAAAUCAUGAAAAGAAAAUGGGCGUAGCAGUUUAUUGAUCAACUAAAUAUAUCAAUCAAUAUUGUAAACCUUAGAGCAAAUUCAGGUUAUUUUCUGAAAACAAUGGAUGGAUGAAAGCACCCUAAGGAACUCUUUCAAGUCCUACAUAUGUACAGGUCAUUUCUGACAUGUCUUUAUUAUUAUUUAUAUCAAAACACAAAGAAUAAAUGUUAAAAUC
This is a messenger RNA of Oncorhynchus masou masou (cherry salmon), 2195 nucleotides long. It is a transcript of the gene zmynd12, whose product is annotated as zinc finger, MYND-type containing 12. The record is from RefSeq and is a predicted model, not a curated record. The coding region runs from base 46 to 1161 and encodes 371 amino acids. The transcript has 8 exons. Lineage: Eukaryota; Metazoa; Chordata; Actinopteri; Salmoniformes; Salmonidae. Gene Ontology annotation, molecular function: protein binding.